Phaedon cochleariae (mustard beetle) is the source of this 1050-nucleotide messenger RNA. The record is from the annotation of a GenBank genome assembly. NCBI's taxonomy places the organism in Eukaryota, Metazoa, Arthropoda, Insecta, Coleoptera, Chrysomelidae.
AAGAAAUUAACCUGUCCAUGUCCUAUAAUUUUUAUCUUUAAGUUCAUUAUUUUCAACGAAACCCGAACAAAAUGAGCCUACAAAAUAUAAUAUCGAGACUUAGCAGGAUCGCACUUCAUGGACCUAAUAGAGUUCGAAAUAUCUCUACUAGCACUAUCUUGCAGUUCAGAAGCACUCCUGUCCUUCUAGCUGAACCCUUGAAGAAAAAGAAAAGAUUAGAUCCUGCUGUUGUCAGAGCAAGGGAAGAAAGAAAGAAAAAGAAGAUAGAAAAACAGAUUCGGAGACUUGAGAAAAGUGCUAGAACACUUAAACCCAUAGAUGAGUGUGAGGUUUCAAUUGAAAUCAAAGAUGAACUAGGGAAACGAAAACGUGAUCUAGCUGCACUGUCAUGUGAAUUGUUGGAAAAGAGAGUAGAAUUGGAGAAACAAUGGUGUCAAUACAGAAGGGAACAGCAUUUGACUGAUAUACAGAUGCUAGAUCGUAUCACCAAUGCUCAACAGAAAGCCCUAGAUGAAUUAAAAAAGGAGUCUGAGGAACUCUAUCAAGAAGCUAUACAGUUUGAUUUUCAUUUAAUGCCAUUCAAUAGCAAAGGGCCAGUAGAAACUCCUGCUGUUGAAGAAUAUGAUGCUCCUGAUGGAGAUUAUCAAGAUAUAUCCAAGAAAUGGUAAACAGGUUCUAAAUGUAUGAUUCACACUUAUUUAGUAAAUUGGUAGCAAUUAAAAUUGUGGCAUUACUUCAACUUCAGCAGUAAACUCAUAAGAUGAAAUAAAAAUCUCCUAUAAUAAACAGUCUAUUCUAUAAUUAUUUAAAAAAUCUAAUAAUACCAUAAUCAUUACUUGAGAAUAUAAUCUUUAGGAUAAUCAAAAAUUUUGGGGAACUGUUUCACUUGAUUUUCUGAAUAGUGAUCUAGUCUCUUUGGUUUUGCCUUCAAUUGCUGUAUCUGAUUGGAAACAUUCUUCAAUAAAUUUGUGGGCACAUUAGCAUCAGGAAAGAGAUGUAACCUUUCCAUUGUGUAUCUCCUCUGUAAAUUCCCAUCCAUACUGUUAUAAA